Austrofundulus limnaeus is the source of this 5731-nucleotide messenger RNA. RefSeq names its product forkhead box O6 b (gene foxo6b). The record is from RefSeq and is a predicted model, not a curated record. Gene Ontology annotation, cellular component: nucleus. Gene Ontology annotation, biological process: regulation of transcription by RNA polymerase II. Gene Ontology annotation, molecular function: RNA polymerase II cis-regulatory region sequence-specific DNA binding; DNA-binding transcription factor activity, RNA polymerase II-specific. Bases 1211 to 3358 code for a protein of 715 amino acids. Lineage: Eukaryota; Metazoa; Chordata; Actinopteri; Cyprinodontiformes; Rivulidae. The transcript has 2 exons.
GGGCAUUCUGGACGUCGCAUGCUGUGUUCUGAACAAUCUGUUAGGCGCGAGACAAAAGCCCGUGACGGGUUGUGGAAGGAGGAAUCCGUGCGCCUGUUUCCGUGCGUUUCACAACGUCUGGUUUGGCACACAUGUGACCUCCACCAAAAAAAUAAAAUAAAAUAAAAAAAAAGAGAUAAUUAUUGUUAAGUUCUGUAAGAAAACUGUAGCUGAUGGAAAUAAGAAAGACAGAGACAGAGUGUGUGUGUCGCUGUGGAGAGUAUUGAUUCCGUGAGCGCACUCCAAUUGGCAGCCGCUCCUACUACACACCGCGCCGGCGCGUCAUCCUCGGCUCACAUCGACGGAGCGAGUUGUAAGCAAAUGAGAACAUGUGUGGCAUCUGAGAGAGUGAGAGGUGGGGGGGAAAAAGGCAAGAGGAGGUGUGAGAAAUUUUUAAUCUUCCUGACAACUGGAUUUGAUUGCCGGGCUCUUCUUCCCCUCUUCUUUCUUUAAAUUAUAUAUAAAUAUAUUUUUCCAGGCAGGGGACAAUGAUCGAUUCGUCACAUGCGCGUGCCUCUUCAUUAUAAUCGCAGACAGUUGGGAGCUGUUCAGGCUGAACGGACUUGAAUACGUCGCUGCCAGCGUAAUCCGCGCAGACUGGAAGAUUUAAUAAUUCACGGUAAUCACGCGUUAUCGCCUCAGUGGAUGCUCUCUACACAGCUCUGGUGAUUUUUCUUUCUUUUAUUAUUAAUAUUAUUAUUAUUAUUCCUGUUGUCUUCUGGAGGAUUUAUCGACGGCUGCUUUGCUCCUUAUCUGAAAUAUCAUCUGUUGCUGCAACUGGAUUGAGAAGCUCCCUCUCUCUCUCACACACACACGCGCGCGCGCGCACACACCACCUUCAUGACUGAUUUAGAGAUUUAGUCCAUUAUGGAUCGUUAAACAAGAAGAUUAUUUUCAACCAUCCCUCAAUCCAACUCUUGUUAAAAUGGACAAAAAACUGUUGUUACUUUUAUUACUCCUCUUAUCUCUGCACGUGCGGCUGUGAUUUGGCUUUCAUUCAUUAUGAUCCUCCUCUGCUGAAUUGGCUCUAUUGAUUCUGACUGAGCUUUUAAUAGGCACGUUACAAGGCAAAUUCCAGCGUGAGGUGAUACUGAGGACAGUUUUUUUUUCUAUAGCCCCUUUUUUUUGUUUUAACGUUUUUAUAAUAAUAAAAGAAUCAACUAAAGGAUAGAUGUUGAUGAUGGAGGACGACGAGCUGGACGCUCAUCAGGUUGAUUCGGAUUUCGAGCCGCAGAGCCGGCCUCGCUCGUGCACCUGGCCGCUGCCUUGCCCGGAGGAUUUCCACGAGGUGAGCGGGGGUCUUCCGCUGGCCAGCAUCAAGGUGGAACCGGAGGACGUGCCGGCGUGCCGAGCCGGGCUCGUGGGCGGAACGCCGGCGGAGCUGAAGCAUCCAGCCGGCGCCCUGGCGCCCACGGGCGCGACGCACCCACCGUGCUUGGCCGGCGCGGCGCUCGAUGUGACCGGCUCCCUGCGCAAAGCCAAGUCCUCGCGGCGGAACGCGUGGGGGAACCAGUCCUACGCGGAUCUCAUUACCCGGGCCAUCGAGAGCACCCCGGAAAAGAGGCUCACCCUGUCACAGAUUUACGACUGGAUGGUCCGCUACGUGCCCUAUUUCAAGGAUAAGGGCGACAGCAACAGCUCAGCUGGCUGGAAGAAUUCCAUCCGGCACAACCUUUCCCUCCACACACGGUUUAUUCGAGUUCAGAACGAGGGGACAGGGAAGAGUUCUUGGUGGAUGCUGAACCCAGAUGGUGGAAAGAUGGGUAAGGCCCCUCGGCGACGGGCAGUCUCCAUGGACAACAGCACUAAAUACCUGAAAAGCAAAGGCCGGAUCAGAGGCAAGAGGGUAGGCCGUCCUGGGAUUGGAGCAGGGUCUGCUGUAGUGGGCCUCCAAAGCUCUCCAGAUAAUAGUAGCCCAUCACAGAAAACUCUCCCAGGAUCUGGAGGUUCAUCAGGGACAGAUGGGGAGUUUGAUGCCUGGACAGAUCUCCAUUCCAGGGCUAGUUCAUCAGCCUCCACCUUGAGUGGGCGUCUGUCUCCAAUUCUUGCUGAGGGAGAGCCAGAAGAACCAGAGGAGGGUGGCUUGUCCUGUUCAACCUCCCCUCACCUUUACCCAUCACCAGCCAGUGCCCGCUCUCCAUCCAUAGGGGCAGGAAAUCACUGUCCACCUCUUGAGCAGCUGCCUCAGCUGGCUAACCUAACAGGUGCCAUAAGUUUGGAUGAGCAUAUGGUGGAAGAUGGUUAUCAUCUUCAUCGUCAGCAGCAGCAACAUCCAGCUGUUGGCAGACAUAAGCAUCAAACUGCUGUGUACCACUACAAUUCUGGAAUGAAAGGGCAGGGCUCCUAUGGUGCAGGCGUCUACAAUGCCACAGGCUUGGGUAUGCUACGUCACCACUCACCAAUGCAGACUAUUCAGGAGAACAAGCCAGCCAGUUUCUCUGGAACCACGCGGGCAUACUCCAGUACAAAUGCUCUUCAAAGUUUACUAACUGGUGGUUCUGCUUGUCAACAAUACUGCUCCAAAGACAUGAUUAUGGGACAGGAGAGGGAAGGUCAUCUUAUGAUUGGUCAAGCCCGUAAUGGAGUAGGAUCCAGCCUUCACAGCCAUCAACCUGUCCACCACAACGGACGUCAUAGCCAUAACAGAACUCACAAUCAUACCACUAGUCAUAAUCACAACAAUGUAACCAACCACAACUCACCUCACAGCCUCGCUCACAAUGGCCACAGCCUCAGCAGGAGCCAUACCCACACACCACCAAGAGUUGCAUCUCUGGCCCCACGUGGAAACAGCAAUCAGUUACAAACUUACAAUCACAAAGCUCCCUACUUGUACAGCCCCCCAUCCCACGCCCACCUCCCUGCUUCAACUACCCUUCCCCCAAACCCUGCAGGUAUGCUUGACAUGCCCCAGGACUCAUGUCAUGUGGCUUCUACCCCACACCCUCGUCACAAUCAUUACCCAGACUCUCAAAACCAGGGCAUAACUAAUGGACUGUACCACCACAGCCAGGGGAUGGGCAACAGUAGUGUUGGUAGCAACUACCACAGCUAUCACCAGCCUCACCUCCAUGAAAGACUACCAGCUGACCUUGACAUUGACAUGUUCCAUGGCAGUUUGGACUGUGAUGUGGAGUCUAUCCUCCUCCAUGAUAUCAUGGACUCUGGGGAGGAGAUGGACUUUAACUUUGAUUGCUCCCUUGCCCAGGGGGUGGGUAUUGGCAUGGGAAUGGGAAUGGGCGUGACUAUGGGCAUGGGAAUGAGUGGUCUGGCUGGUCCACAGCAAGCCCACAGCAACCAGAGUUGGGUACCUGGCUAAACAAACAGGAAAAAAAAACAUUCCUCUCUACUUUCAAACAGGACAACCAUACUCAUGAAGCACUGUGCGCAACUGUGACAUUCCUGACUUUAAACAAAGCCUAUAGGACCAACACCCCCCAUGUCUUUUUGUUGUCUUGACAGUUAUUCUGUCACCCCUCCUCUUUUGAUCCCCUUCUUACUGAGAAAUCUAGUUCAUGUCAGAUUAAGUUUUUUCUUGUAUCAGCUGUACUGUGAUGACAAUCUCUCAGCUGUGCUUGCCCAGCAUCGCUUCUCAUCUACCAUGAGAACUGAACUCUGAAUGCACUUUAUUGCAAGUGGGUCACAUCUCACGGUGCAAUGCCUUCACAGAGCAGCUCAGGCAGAGCUUGGCAGCUUGGCAUGUGUUAUAAGGUGGCUGCUGCAUUUGACUUGAAGAAAUAAGGAAGUCCUCUUGUAAAAUGUCAAAACAGAAAAUAAAUUAAAAUUGAUUACUUUUCAAUUAUCAGGGGUGCAUUUUAGUUGCUGAGUAAUUCACUGUUAUAACUGAACUGUAGACAUUUUACUAUUUUUUUUUAACCAGAUUUAAAAUAGAAAUGGACACAAGGGAGAUAUUUUGACACUAGGUACAUUGUAUCUGCUUAGUUGAAUUGAUCUCCAUUGUACCCAUUUACAUUUAAUAAAUACAUUACCUUCUUUAUUCGUUUAUAUCUGCCAGUGUUUAGUCCUUGGUGCUUUGACUUUUCUCUUUGAUGUAACAUUUUAUAAAUCCCCCUUUGCCAUUGAUUAGAGAAUAUUACCAUUAUCAUUAAAAUAAUGCUAUCAUUAGUGGCUAGCAUGUUAUUUGGAGAAUUAAAUUGUCAUAUCACCUUGUUUCACCUGGCCAACUUGUACCAGUCUGUCUCCCCAUCUCUCUGUCUGGUGGUGGAGACAAAGUGACCAUUCCUCACACCAAGCCAUUAAUGCUGCUUGAUUGAAAUUCAGCAUCUUGCUUUUAAUCUCCAAAGUGUUGCGGCAGCGUUGUGUCAUUAUUGGGACUCUUACCUUGUUGUCCUUUCUUUUUCACCCCUGCUGUCCCGACCAUUGCCUGUCUCUCCAAUGUAAUGCAACAAAGCACCGAGACAAAAUGGUGAUUAACUUCAAGUCACUCUGCCUGCUGUUCUGCUCUGAGAAGGGCCAAUGUCACCGUCAACUUGCCUGCUCAAAAAGGGUAAUAAAAAAAGCAAAAGAUGGAGACGAAGUAAAACUAUCUGUUGUUGCAGUGAGAUCAGUCAGCCUUUGUUUUCAUGCUCUUUGGAUGUGUAUGUAUGAAAAUUGGUAGUGUAUUCAUAUCGUAAAUCAUCUGCAUUAUCUGUGUUAUGUUUCCAUGUUUUCAGUACUUAAACCUUGGGCUUCAAGUAUUCAAACUGGUGCAAAGGGAGAGAUAUAGGUAGAAAACAAGCAGCCAGUCUAAGUGGCAUGAAUCUACAUCAACCAGGGUGAUAAUGCAACACAGUCAUCCACAUCUAGUUUACGUGUCUUUAUUCUGUUGUCUUGUAGUUGUUGUUGUUGUAUUGUUUAAAUUCAAAGGGCCAARGAGGACUGGACUGAGUAAGGAUUGAAUCCAUUGGUUAAAUGAUGUUGGACCAUAGUGCAGUAUGACCUUCCUGAGCUCCUACAGCGUGCAUCCCCUCCCAUAUGUGCUCUGCUCAGUUGUUUCUGUGUUUGUGAGUGGGGUAUGUGCAUCUUAUUUUUCACUGGCCUUGAGAGAGAGAGAGAGAGAGAGGGGCAAAAAAGAGGACACCUGUGUUCUCUACCUUCCUCAAGGAGACUUUCCACUCUUUGGUCACCACACAAAGAAAAAUGUGUGUGUGAGGGGAUGGCGUUGAGGGUGGACUGGGGGUUAUUUUUACAGCCAAAGGUCAAGCACGGCACAGACUAUCAGACCCAUUAUUGAGGUAAAUGUGUUUAUUUCAGGCCCUUUAGCUGCGCUGGUUCCGGUUAAUCUUAGUGGAAAAUGCGUGGAAUUUUAUAAGUACCCAGGCRUCACAAAGCGGUUAUGUUAUAGUCUAUGCGACAGACGUUUAGCAAUCCCUGCUACUGGAAAGAGAACUWUAUAUGAUGUCUAAUUUUCUUAUAUUUAUUUAUGAAAGAGAUUGGUCUUUGUCAUUCCUAAAUGUGAUAGUUGUUUGAAUCUAAUCUUGUUCRUUCUCUCUCUCUUGCUUUCUUUUUUUUAGAUAACUCUCACCCUUUGCCCAWUUUACUGACUUUAAUUUUGUAUAAAAUCUAUAUAUUAAAAAAUGUACAAUAGUUUUUAAAAAUCUCAAAAGAUUAUCAGUUUUGUUGUCAAUUUCUUUUUUAAGAGAAUGUAUCUGAUCAUCCGGUGACUGUUAAAUAAAUGAAAUUUAAACAUAAA